GCCUCCCCCCUCCCGGGCCCGGCACCCUCCAUCAUAUAAAGAAACUUCCCGGGGCCGCCGGCCCAGUCGCGCUGCACCCGACGGAGUGCAGGCGCCGGCCGUGCCCGCUCCGGCGUCCGGCGCAGCCCCCACAGAGCUGGUGCUCAGCCACGUGCAGUGCGGUGGGCUCAGCAACGUGCCCCUAACCCCGAUCCCCUGACACAAGUGGCAUGAACUUAGAGCCUGGCGAGUGCGGGAUGAACUCGGUGAGCUGCGGCAACGGGAAGCUCCGCCAGUGGCUGAUCGACCAGAUAGACAGUGGCAAGUACCCAGGGCUGGUGUGGGAGAAUGAUGAGAAGAGCAUCUUCCGCAUCCCCUGGAAGCACGCUGGCAAGCAAGACUAUAACCGCGAGGAGGAUGCUGCCCUCUUCAAGGCUUGGGCUCUUUUUAAAGGGAAGUUCAGAGAAGGCAUUGAUAAACCAGAUCCCCCUACCUGGAAGACCAGAUUGAGGUGUGCUUUGAACAAGAGCAACGACUUUGAAGAGCUGGUGGAGAGAAGCCAGCUGGACAUCUCAGAUCCCUAUAAAGUGUACAGAAUAGUGCCAGAAGGAGCUAAAAAAGGUGCAAAACAGACCAGCUUGGAGGAGCAGCCAUUGAUGAACCAUCCCUUCUCAAUCCCGUCUCCUUAUACCUCACUACCAUCCCAGGUACCCAACUACAUGGUGCCCCAUGAGCGCAACUGGAGAGAAUUUGCCCCGGAACAGCCGCAUCCCGAUAUUCCCUACCAGUGUGCCAGCGUCCCCUUCCCAGCUCGUGGUCAUCACUGGCAAGGGCCCGGCUGUGAGAAUGGUUGUCAGGUGACAGGAACCUUUUAUGCUUGUGCCCCUCCCGAGUCCCAGACUCCUGGCAUCCCGAUUGAGCCAAGCAUAAGGUCUGGUGAAGCCCUCGCCCUGUCAGAUUGUCGGCUCCACAUCUGCUUAUAUUACCGCGAGAUACUGGUAAAGGAGGUGACAACUACUAGCCCUGAAGGCUGUAGGAUAUCCCAGGGCCAAAGUUAUGAGGUUAGCAGCCUGGAACAAGUCAUCUUCCCUUAUCCAGAGGAUAAUGGCCAGAGGAAGAACAUAGAAAAGCUGCUGAGCCACUUGGAGCGAGGAGUAAUACUGUGGAUGGCACCCGAUGGCCUCUAUGCUAAGAGACUUUGUCAAAGUAGAAUCUACUGGGAUGGGCCCCUGGCUCUCUGCAGUGACCGACCCAACAAGCUGGAGCGGGAUCAGACAUGCAAGCUCUUUGAUACUCAGCAGUUUUUAGCAGAGCUUCAAGCCUUUGCUCAUCAUGGACGUCCACUUCCAAGGUACCAGGUUGCUCUGUGCUUUGGGGAGGAAUUUCCAGAUCCACAGAGGCAGCGGAAGCUAAUUACAGCCCAUGUUGAACCCAUGUUUGCCAGGCAGCUGUAUUACUUUGCGCAACAAAACAGUGGACAUCUUCUGAGAGGCUAUGAUUUACCAGAACUCGUGACUAGUCCAGAGGAUUAUCACAGAUCUAUUCGCCAUUCCUCUAUUCAAGAAUAAGAUCCUCAGAAUAAGUGUUUCUAAAGGCACUGUAAAGAUUGUGCAGAGUGGAGGAGCUGAUCUGGAUAGCAAUUUGGAGAGCCAAAUCACAGCUGGAUGUGUUCAGGGGACCAAGGGUUCAGUGAUAGGAAAGUGAACUGGGACAACCAUAUUGUAUGAUACAAAUGACGGGUCUUCAACGUUUGGAUGCUACAUCUCACAUAAGUUCCACUGUUGCUGGGAAUAACUCAAAACUGACGAAAUGAUUGCUGUUUACAUUUGCUUAAUGUUCUCCUUGUGUUGUGAGGACUGAUUCUUACCGAAGACUUAAAUCCAGAGUUUACACUGUUACAUUUGCAGGGCUAUUUAUUUUGGAUUGCCGAUCUCAGGGAAGGUACAUAGAUUUGCGGUGUUCCCAGUUUGAAGCUGUAGCUACUGUAGAUAGGUAGUGAAUGUAGAUGGUUUAUUGAGAAUAGCUAUACAUGUAAGUGGUUUUAAAUUUAGACUGAUAAGUGCGAUACCUAUAUUCUUUAGAAGAAUUUUAGAAUUUUUUAAAAACAAUGUAAAUCUUCAGAGACAUAUUUUUUUAAUACAUGACUGACGUUUUUCCUUACAAUGCCACUUUGCUGCCACUGUUAGUAUUGGAUUAGGCCCCUUGAUAGCAGUUUCUAAGCUGUUGAGUUUGUGGUACUGUGUUAUGACCAUUUAACUCACCUUACCUGUGGAUUAAAGUGAAUUAACCACUAUAAUUCUAGAGUCCCAAAAAGCAUAUUUAAAAAUAAAUCACACUUUUUCUUACCAUUGCAAGCUACUAUGCAUUAUACGUAUAUGUCCAUUAGAAUUAAGUUGGCAGACAUGGAAAAUAGCGCAGGAGUAGUCCUGCUAGCCUUCGUUAAUGUGACACACAGGAGGCAAGCUGAAGUGAUCACCACUUCUGGUUUGCUCUGAGCUGAGCUCUGCUCUUGGUGUGCACUCACAGCUUCCUUCCAUUGGUACUGAAAUGAAUAUGAAGGGAGAGAUUGAGGAGAGCAGAACCUGGCCUCCCAAACUAAGACAGUCAAGAAAAUACUUGUUUGUUUUCGAAAUCUUUACAAAGGUAUGACUUCAUGCAGUUUGCAGCCUUGCGUGCUAGGGUGCCAUUACAGAGGUGAAGAGAAGGGGUCUGUUGAGUCUGUGUGGUAGUAAAACCUCGCUGUUACACUGGAGAUCAGACUGUAUGAUCUCGCUGCUUCAGCUCAGAGUAUAACCUCCCUGUGGUUAACAUACGUACUUCACUUGAGUUUCUAAAUGAAGAAGAAAUAAAUGGUACUUAGUCAGGCAGCAGACUUGUUUUCUAGGGACUUCUAACUUAUACAUCUUAAAGAUGCAUACUCUCUUGGGAUAUGUUAUCCCCUUCCUGCUCCACAGUGCCAGACAGAAUUAAUGGAUCAUUUUUACUUUGUUACCUGAGAUGUUUUUCCUGGCUUAAAGAUUUUAAUAGGGGAGACCUCUUCCGCAGAUGUGAAAAGCACUGUUCUAGGUGACCUUUAGAGCUUCUGCAUAUGCUUCUGGUUUGAGCAUACAUUUUACUGGAAUGGACUUUUGAGUUCAAACUGGACUGGUACGAUACAAUAUAAUACCUGAUAUUUUUCACUUUUUUUCCUAGUGGCCGUUGCUUCAUAUGCUCAUCGCUUCAGCUCAUGUCUUAGAAUAAAGUCCUUAUUCCCUACCAAUUUGAUUUGUAUGUGUUGC
Messenger RNA from Numida meleagris (helmeted guineafowl), 3257 nucleotides. It is a transcript of the gene IRF4, whose product is annotated as interferon regulatory factor 4. The record is from RefSeq and is a predicted model, not a curated record. Gene Ontology annotation, molecular function: protein binding; RNA polymerase II cis-regulatory region sequence-specific DNA binding; DNA-binding transcription factor activity, RNA polymerase II-specific. Lineage: Eukaryota; Metazoa; Chordata; Aves; Galliformes; Numididae. Gene Ontology annotation, biological process: immune system process; regulation of transcription by RNA polymerase II. Gene Ontology annotation, cellular component: nucleus. Bases 210 to 1547 code for a protein of 445 amino acids. The transcript has 9 exons.